AUGCUGGAAAAUACGUUAAAAUAUCUUGAAAAUAUUGAAUCUGAAAUUGAUCAAUUACCCUACAGAAGACAUUGGUCGGAAAAAACUCGAUUUAGUUUGAUGAGUUAUGCAUUGUAUGUACGAGCAAAAUUUCUUCAAAACAUAGCUGAUCAAGCUUUACAAGUAUUUCAGCGAAGUGGAUUGGAUAAACUUAGUUUAGAAGCAUUAGGGUGGCUAUUAGUCGCCUUGUCUGCUGACAAAAGUCAUGAUAAUCAUCAAACAAUUGAACUAAUAUAUAAAUAUUUAAAAGGUAAAGUAAACGAAACAAGUGAGACAGCGAAUUUUAUCACAUCGUAUGGUGAUGAUGGUCAAUCAGUAAUGUUCCAUUCAAAUCAACGAACAGAUGCUAUUCUAUUAGAAUCAUUAUUGUGUAUUGAUCCAGAAUCCACUCUUUGUACUAAAUUAUGUAAAGGUUUACAAGCACAUAAAGUGAAAGGUGCAUGGAAAUCAACACAGGAAAAUUGUUUUGUAUUAAUUGCAUUAGAUAAAUAUUUUCACAUUAAAGAAAAAGAUACACCAGAUUGUGUUGUUAAUAUUUGGUAUGACAAUGAUUAUUGCGGUCAACAUCAAUAUAAAGGUCGAACGACAAAUACAUAUACAGUGAGUAUUCCGAUGAGAGAAAUUCUGGCGCCGUCAUCAUCAUUUAACAUGGGUAGUAACGAUAAGGACGUAGUGAUGCAUAAACGUGGCAAUGGUCGAUUAUACUAUCGUAUUGCAAUGGAUUAUGCUCCAUCAAGUCUACAACUAAAUGCAGUUAACUAUGGUUUUAAAAUUGAACGAGCAUACACAGCUAUGGAUCAUUCAUCAUAUGUUCAGCAACAAUCCGAUGGAACUUGGAAUUUCAAACUAAAUGAAAAAAUUAAAGUCACAUUAACAAUGUCAUCAAAACAACAACGAUAUCAUGUAGCAUUAGUUGAUUAUUUACCAGCUGGUUGUGAACCAUUGAAUAUGAAAUUAAACGGUACUUUGGCAGAUCAUACAAAUUCAUCAGUAGCAAGAUCAAAAAGAAACAGUCGCUAUAAUGAAUAUCGAUUAUAUUCAACGAUUGGUUGGACUGAAUAUGAAAAUUUAAGAGAUGAACGUGCUGAAGCAUUUCGAGCAUUAUUGUGGCCUGGUGUAUACGAAUGGAGUUAUGUUAUGCGUGCAACAUGUGCUGGAACGUUUAUCAUUCCACCAGCUAAAGCUGAAGAAAUGUAUUCACCAGAAAACUUUGGUCGAUCUACAACAGAAAAAGUUAUCAUUGACUAA
Molecule: messenger RNA, 1287 nt
Organism: Rotaria sp. Silwood2
Lineage: Eukaryota; Metazoa; Rotifera; Eurotatoria; Philodinida; Philodinidae
Source: the annotation of a GenBank genome assembly